Molecule: messenger RNA, 1335 nt
Organism: Macrobrachium nipponense
Lineage: Eukaryota; Metazoa; Arthropoda; Malacostraca; Decapoda; Palaemonidae
Exons: 1
Coding region: 1-1335 (444 amino acids)
Biological process (GO): DNA integration
Molecular function (GO): nucleic acid binding
Source: RefSeq, a predicted model, not a curated record
AUGGCUUUCGAGAAAACUAAAGAAGCAUUCAUAGCUCCUCCUGUUUUAGCUCAUUUUGAUGCAUCUUUACCUACUAUGCUUCAAACUGAUGCAUCUAAGUUGCAUGGUAUGGGGUUUGUUUUGCUGCAACAACAUGGAGAGGCUUGGAAGCUCAUCCAGUGUGGAUCCAGGUUUUUAACAAAUGCGGAAACUAGGUAUGCCAUAAUUGAGGUUGAGAUGGCUGCUGUACUUUGGGCAGCGAGGAAAUGCAGUGUUUACUUGGCUGGUUUGACUUAUUUUGACCUGGUAGUAGACCAUCGACCACUUGUUUCUAUUCUAGAAAAUCCUCGACUGCAGCGUAUGAGAAUGAAACUCUGCAGAUUUACUUUUGCUGCACGGUGGCAAAGUGGGAAAUGUCACAGCAUGCCGGAUGCACUCUCUCGUUCACCAGUUCAGAGCCUUGUUGAGGACAAUGAUGUGCUGGAUGAUGCAGAUCUAUUGCAUGCUGCUGUUGUAUUGUCUUUAUUAGCUACUUGUGAGGAGGGCAUAAGGUUAGCACCUCUAUGGGACCAGACGCUGGAUAAGAUUCGUGAUGCUUCUGCACAUGAUGGUGAAUAUCUGUCAUUAAGAGAUGUAAUAAUGAAAGGAUUUCCAGAUCAUAAGCAUAGCUUACCAGAAGAGUUGCGAGCAUACUGGGGAAUUCGGGACAUGCUGGCCCGAAUUCCCCAGUAUGCCGUGGAUGAUGGUUUGAUAGUUUAUGGACCUAGACUUCUCAUACCUCGCAGCCUGCGUAGCGAAACUUUGCAGUGUCUACAUGAUGCUCACCAAGGAGUGGACCGCACCAAGCGUCGAGCACGCCAGACUAUAUACUGGCCAGGGAUUGACAGGGACGUUGAGAAUACAGUGAAGUCUUGUUCUCGUUGCCGAGAGCUGAUACCAGGUCAGCAGAAUGAGCCUUUGAUGCAGGAAGACUUGCCAAGUCGAGUAUUUGAGUCCGUGUCUGCUGAUUAUUUUCAUAUCUCUGGCAAGACAUUUCUUGUGUACGUUGAUCGCCUAUCAGGUUGGCCAUAUGUAUCUUUGUGCAAUGGAUCAACUUCUGCAGCUCAACUAGUUAGUUUGUUGAGGCCAAUAUUUUCAGACACAGGUGUGCCUGUAGUACUGAAAACGGAUGGAGGACCGCAGUUCGCUUCAUCAACAUUGCCGCAUUUCCUUGCUCGAUGGGGGGUGGAAUACCACGUGACAUCGCCCUAUAAUCCAAAAGCAAAUGGUCAUGCCGAAGCUACCAUGAAGAUUAUCAAGAAGUUGAUUUUGACGACCACAGGAAAUGGCAAGCUGGAUGAGGAUGAGUUCGCAUGA